GAGGGCGAUAAGCUUGGUGAUGAGACCUUCAUGCCAAACUCGAUCGAAGGCUUGCUGGAUGUCAAGUAGAAGCAUAGAAGUGUUACGGAGCUUAUUUAUGCGUUCCAAAACACGGAGAAGUUGAUGGCCGUUUCUGUGCUGUCUUAUAGUGUUGAAAGUCGGGGAAUAGGUUGUUUCGCUUCACCUGAUCAAGAAGCCGAUCCAAUAGGAUGGAUUCCACUACUUCGCUUAGCGAACUGAACAGGCUAAUAGGCGUGCAGCUUGAGGGAGAGCUGAGGGGCUUCCCUUUUUGGGGAGACAGAUGACGGUGGCUUCUUUCCAGACCGGAGGGAAAUGGUGGAGCCGCAUGAUAGCGUUUAUGAUGUUGCAGAGUGCUUUGAUGGUAGAACUUUUAGGAUACCUUUGGGAAUACCGUCCGCUCCGGGGAUUUUCUCUUUUUGAGAGAUCGGAUGGAUCGGACGAAGUUUUGGGAAGCGACGUUGGUUCGUGAAAGUCGGCAAGGUCGACGGGACUGGGAAGUGGGGAGCAGUGGAGGCAGAGAGAGUCUGCGAAGAGUUUUCCUCAUCUGAAGUGAAUACGGAGCCGUUAAAAGUUCUCGUUGGAGGGCGUUUAGUUCGGUGCGGUGUGCGGGAUCACGGUGUUUUUUCCACAGACGGCGGGUUUUGUUUUUCCUCUUGAAGAUGGCAAGAAUGUCUGCGGGGAGGUGUUCCUCUGGAGAGGAGGAGAGGCUGGAGGUCGCGGAGAGCUCGAUGGCGCUGGUAAUCUGGUUUGAUAGGAGAUUGACAGCUUUGUUGAGUUCCGCUUUUGUGUGAAUUGAAGUGCACUUGAAGGAGGAAGUUUCGAGAAUGUAGCGAAGACGUAGCCAGUCUAGCGAAGUUAUAAGGUUUGGGGGGUUGAGGGUUAGGCGGCCGACUUCUAUUAGGGUAAAGUGGUCGGAGCUUAGAACGUCAAGAACGGCGGAAUCGUCAGAAACAGUGUCAUUCUGUAAGAUGAAGAUGUCAAGAAUGAAAGAAAGGAAGUUGCUUGUAAGGGGCGGGGAGGUACGUAGGAUCUCGGGGCAACGGCAAGAUUGGGUCAAGAAUAUUGGCAAGAAUGGAAAUGCCUUUUAUGUUAGUGUGUCGGCAACGUGUUUGGCAUUAAGAUCGCCUGCGACGAUCGUCGAGACGUUUGGAGGGGGAAAUCCGAAAUAUUUAGUUUCGGCGGGGGGGGGGGAAAGGAAAAUAAUUCCGAGGGGGCCGGAAGUUAGCGAGAAUUCAAUGCCAACUACUUCUAAUGAAUUAGUGGCCAAAGAGAUGGGCCUGUGUUUUAAAGAGUUCGGCUACGCCACCGCCUCGGGUGUUUUCAUUAUCCCUUCUGUAGGAAGAGAAGUUUGGGAUGAAAAGUAUGAUUUUCUACCGGAGUAGGGGAGGGUUUUUUGGAUGGU
Messenger RNA from Agrilus planipennis (emerald ash borer), 1423 nucleotides. RefSeq lists its product as uncharacterized. The transcript is spliced from 2 exons. Bases 990 to 1403 code for a protein of 137 amino acids. The record is from RefSeq and is a predicted model, not a curated record. NCBI's taxonomy places the organism in Eukaryota, Metazoa, Arthropoda, Insecta, Coleoptera, Buprestidae.